Messenger RNA from Cylicocyclus nassatus, 689 nucleotides. The record is from the annotation of a GenBank genome assembly. NCBI's taxonomy places the organism in Eukaryota, Metazoa, Nematoda, Chromadorea, Rhabditida, Strongylidae.
AGGAAAUGUACUCAGAUAUUGAAAGUUUCUCAAGUGAUGAGAGAGGACACGUUAAAAAGACGAAUAAGCCAAUGAUGGAGAAAAAACGCCGUGCGCGGAUCAAUCACUGCCUGAGCGAGUUGAAGGAGAUCCUUAUUUGCGAUAAACAUGCGUCAGCCGGUCACGCUAAAUGGGAAAAAGCAGAUAUUCUUGAAAUGACAGUGGAUUACCUCAAGAAACUACGAGCUCUUCGAGAUUCUACUUCUCCCCACACGACUGCUAUUCCCUCGGUUACUGCGGCCGAAUCUUCACCCUCUCACUCUAAGGACUGUUCCGACGCCAUUUCCAUCUCCACGACCACUCCUUCACCAUCCAGCAUUGAAUCCACCUCCGACGGACCACCAACCACGAAACGACGUCGCACAACUUCUCCGACUCCGCCCACAUCGCAAGAGUCGCGCAGUUUCAUGGCGCCCACACCUGCGACUCCGCUCUCACUUUCCACGCUACCGUCUUCAGCACGGACAGCGCCGAUCGUAUCGCCACAGAUCAGGCCACCAGCCGGGUUUAAUUUCAUGGCACAGCACUUGUUAGCGCUACAGUAUCAGCAAAAUUUGAAAAUGGCAACAAUAGCACCUGGCAUGUUGCCAGGAAUGCCUGCACUUCAUCCGUUUGCUGGAAUGACGAGCAUCCCCUGGAGAACAAUUUAG